Pteropus alecto (black flying fox) is the source of this 6404-nucleotide messenger RNA. It is a transcript of the gene TEAD4, whose product is annotated as TEA domain transcription factor 4. NCBI's taxonomy places the organism in Eukaryota, Metazoa, Chordata, Mammalia, Chiroptera, Pteropodidae. Gene Ontology annotation, cellular component: transcription regulator complex. The coding region runs from base 496 to 1581 and encodes 361 amino acids. Gene Ontology annotation, molecular function: RNA polymerase II cis-regulatory region sequence-specific DNA binding; DNA-binding transcription factor activity, RNA polymerase II-specific. The transcript has 13 exons. Gene Ontology annotation, biological process: regulation of transcription by RNA polymerase II; hippo signaling; embryonic organ development. The record is from RefSeq and is a predicted model, not a curated record.
GCUCCCUCCUUCAGCUGCGCGCAUCUCAUACCAGCCCUCAUUCCGCACAUUCCAAGCUCCCUCCUUUCAAACUCCAGGCUGGGGGUGGGAGGGCCCGCAGCUCCGGCUCCAGCGCCAGCCGCCUCGUCCGCCAGAGCCUGCGCCCGCCGCCCGGGACCUCAGCGGAGCCGCGGCUUCAAGAAUUGGCGGGCGGGCUCCGUGGAACUGGCUUAGCGCAGCCGCCCCACCUUCCCGCACCCUGGGACGGGUCCAACGGGCGCUCCUCCAAGCGGAGCCUUGGAGGGCAAGGCCGGCACCAUUACCUCCAACGAGUGGAGCUCUCCCAACUCCCCUGAGGGGAGCAACGUCUCUGGGGGCAGUCAGGCAUUGGACAAGCCCAUCGACAAUGAUGCGGAGGGCGUGUGGAGCCCAGACAUUGAGCAGAGCUUCCAGGAGGCCCUGGCCAUCUACCCGCCCUGUGGCCGGCGCAAGAUCAUUCUGUCAGAUGAGGGCAAGAUGUACGGUCGGAAUGAGCUGAUUGCCCGCUACAUCAAGCUCCGGACAGGGAAGACCCGCACCAGGAAGCAGGUCUCCAGUCACAUCCAGGUGCUGGCUCGUCGCAAAGCCCGUGAGAUCCAGGCCAAGCUAAAGGAUCAGGCAGCUAAGGACAAGGCCCUGCAGAGCAUGGCUGCCAUGUCGUCCGCCCAGAUCAUCUCCGCCACAGCCUUCCACAGUAAAAUGGCCCUCGCUCGGGGCCCUGGCUGCCCAGCAGUCUCAGGGUUUUGGCAAGGAGCUUUGCCAGGCCAAGCCGGAACAUCCCAUGAUGUGAAACCUUUCUCUCAGCAAUCCUACACUGUCCAGCCUUCGCUGCCUCUGCCAGGGUUUGAGUCUCCUGCAGGACCUGCCCCAUCGCCCUCAGCGCCCCCAGCACCCCCGUGGCAGGGCCGCAGUGUGGCCAGCUCCAAGCUCUGGAUGUUAGAGUUCUCUGCCUUCCUGGAGCAGCAGCAAGACCCUGAUACGUACAACAAGCACCUGUUUGUGCACAUUGGCCAGUCAAGCCCAAGCUACAGUGACCCCUACCUCGAAGCCGUGGACAUCCGCCAGAUCUAUGACAAGUUCCCAGAGAAAAAAGGUGGACUCAAGGAGCUCUUUGAACGGGGACCUUCCAAUGCCUUUUUUCUCGUGAAGUUCUGGGCAGACCUCAACACCAACAUGGAGGAUGAGGGCAGCUCCUUCUACGGGGUGUCCAGCCAAUACGAGAGUCCCGAGAACAUGAUAAUCACCUGCUCCACCAAGGUCUGCUCAUUCGGCAAGCAGGUGGUAGAGAAAGUGGAGACAGAGUAUGCCCGCUAUGAGAAUGGCCACUACUCCUACCGCAUUCAUCGGUCCCCACUCUGUGAGUACAUGAUCAACUUCAUCCACAAGCUGAAGCACCUGCCCGAGAAGUACAUGAUGAACAGCGUACUGGAGAACUUCACCAUCCUGCAGGUGGUCACCAACAGAGACACACAGGAGACCUUGCUGUGUAUUGCAUAUGUCUUCGAGGUGUCAGCCAGCGAGCAUGGGGCUCAGCACCACAUCUACCGGCUGGUGAAAGACUAAGAGACUCGGGGAGCAGGGAGGGGGGAAGAGACAUCGUGUGCGUAGGGACUCGGGGAGGGGACGUGCUGAGGCAGUCCCCUGAAGUGCCAAGAGAGCUGAGAGGUCCUGACUAUUCCUACCCAGGAACAAACUGCCUGAACCUGCAGUGCCCAACCCCAAAUAAACCCAGGAUGUUGUGUAUUUUCAGAGGACCUGAUCUGACUGUCUGAGCCUUGGAAGGGAAUGGGAAAAGGGGGGCAGUCUGGGAAGCAGGCCAGAAACAGCCCCAGACAUGCAUCUCCGGCAGUUCUGAAGCCAUUGCCCCACUGGACUCAGCCAGGAACGUCGCCAGAUGCUGAAGCUCAAGAUGGGAUGGUCCCCCUGCUGCCACUCGAGUCCCUGUCCUCUGCUUCUGGCCACCCUGAGAGGCCUGAGGAUAGGCAUGUGGGUUCUCCGUUUUGCGCACGCUCACAUGUGCACCAUGGCUACUUGUGCACAAUGCAUCUUCUUGGCACUUCUUGGCCACUUCUGCUGCCACUGCAAAAAGACAGCUAACGGGGAGGAUGGUCUAGCCCAGAGUUUGGAUUUUAGGUGUGGAGCUGACUGAGUUGUUGGGAAAGUUGGAAGGGGAUAUAGAGCUGUUUAGAUGGUUUUCACCCAUCUCUGGUGGUCGUGGAUUCCGUGGCCCUGCCGGCUUGUUAUGGGGACUGGUUCCCAAUCAGAGGAACCCGAGACAUGGAGGGCAGGAGGGGCAGUGCCGAAGCCAGCCUGUGGAGUUGAGGUGCUGAGGUUGGCUCCACGCAGCAUCCUUUUUGGUGGGGAAGGCCAAGGAAGAUGGUUAGAGGUAUGUGGUGGGCCAGUGGUCUCUGAGACCAUUCAGUUCUGAUAUUCUGAGUCUUACCUCAAUGUUCUUCCCAGCCAAGAUGUCUGUUGGGUGGUGACUACCUCGGAGCCAGCCCAGACCAUCCACUCCUUCCCCAAACAGUACUUUCUAUGCUCCCUGGAGAUGGAGGAGGAGGGAUGUGGAACCCCUUCCGGGCCUAGAGGUAACCAUUGAAGGAGUUUUGUGUUUAUUUCUCCCAAUAACUGUCAGGGGCUUUGGAUUUCAGCAGUACUGGCUUUGUCCUAGCUGCCUGGCCUUGGGCAACGUUCUCUACCUGCCUGAGCCUGUAAAAGGGGCAAGCAAUAGCACCUACCUUAGAAAGCCUUAGUGAGGAGGAGAGAGAAUGUCUGCAAAGUGCCCGAUGCAAGAUGCACUAAACUUUAGGAUAGCUUAUAAGGUGCCUCCCUCAGGGAAGCCUGGGUCUGGCUCUUUGCUGCCAUCUAGUGGCUCUUUGGUAUCAUCCCUGAUGGGAACCACAAUCCCAGGAGCUUGGGAUUCAACCUACAGGUGUUUACUGUGUUCCCAGCCCUCCAGGUGGUAGUAUGUGGGAAUACACAAAUGAGGAAGACAGCAUCUAGGAGAGGGUACUGAGUGGUAGUUAGGAGCGAGGGCUCUGGAAUCAGACCACCAGGAUUGGAAUUCUGGAGCUCAGCUACUGACUAGCCACGUGGCCUUGGGGAAAAUUAUUUAACAUCAUUGUGCCUCAGUUUCCCCAUCUGUAAAAUGGGUAUAACUGUACCUACCUCGUAUACAUAAAGUGCCUAGCAUAGUGCCAAACACAUAAAUGCGUCUGAUAAAUUACUUUAUUAUUAAUAGUAGGAGCUUGCAGUCUAGAGUCAGAUUGGGAAACUCGUAAGUGUGGCGGAUCCUCAGAGCAACUGGAGUUCAAAGAUGAGAGAGAGUAGGGUGUCGAGGAUUCAAGGAAGGGGCUGCAACUGAAAGGAGAUGCCCUGUAAAGGAUGAGCAAUGUUUAGAUAAGCAGACAGGAAGGCUGGCCAGCAUUGCAGGUGGGGAAAAGAAGCCAGCUCUUCAGUAUCCUUCUGUCCUCCACAGGCCAGCACCCCUUCUUCAUCAAAAAGCAACUUUAACAAACACCUCUGAGCUACUGCUAGACCUCCUGCCAAGUUGCUUAACUCUACUGUACGUGGGGGCUGGCUCUCAUCAGAAGCUGUGAUGUGGAGGUGGGGUGUGGGGUCCCUGAGUCCCUGAGCGGGCAGCAUGUGCUCACAUGUCUGUGGGGGUUUGUGUUUGUGUAAGGGUCUCCUGCCCCUCCCCCAGCCACCCCUCUCCCCUCCCCUAUUCCUGUGGCAGUUUGAAUAAGGGAGCUCAUGAUGCCUGCCCUGCUAGCUUGACUGGGGAUCUUCAGACAAAUGCUCAUGAAGGAUGUGUGACAAAUGGGACAAAUGCACAAGUUAAGGUGAUGAUCUUUUUGAGUCAUGGGUGGGAAGAAGUCUACAGAUGUUGGAGCCAGGUGCUGGCUGUGCAUUUUCUCUUCUCUUUAGGAACUGACCUCAGUAGCCUAAUGGAGAAUCACCUAACUUCUAGCUGUGAAUUCCAAACCAGUCAGCUGUGGGGAACACAGACAAGAUGUAGGUGCCUAUCUCACUGGUGUAGUGGAGACUGUGACCCUUGGAGCCAAUGGGAGACCUGACCUGGCCCCACCUCUCCAGCAGCCUCAUCUGACACUCCCCUGUGCUUUCUGAAUCACUUACCCAAGUGCCAGUGUGAAGUCACCUUUUCUCAUGCGGAAGAGCUUGUCACUCCUGCCUUUGUGUGGCAAAAGCAUUCCAUUCAUGACGUGUUGAGAGCACUUGUUAUUUGGUACCAGAAUACAUGCCAGGCACCUCUGUGCUAAUCCUCACCAGAUAAGUGCUGUGCUGUUAUUCCCAUUUUAAAGAUGAGGAAAGUGGGGCAGAGAAAGGAACUAACUUUCUUGGAAUACUCAUGCAUUUAUUCCUUUACUUAGCACAUACUUAUUUAACUUUAGCUUUGUGCCUGGCACUGGGAGUGUGUCAAUGACCAAGACAGACAAGGUCCUUGGGGGGCUUAUGUUUUACUGAGGAAGAAAGACACAGUAAAUGAGGAAACAAGACAUGCAGAUGUGAUAUGUGCUGUCAAGGUGAUGAGAGGGUGCUGAGGCUGGGAGUUGCUGGGGCCCCUCUGAGGGUGAGGGCAGGAAGGUGACGUCUGGUGUGUCCCAGGACAGUGUGUCAGAAAUACGGAGGGAAAGACAUGUAGACCAAGGCGCGGAAGCGGGCAGGGGCUACAUACAGAUGGGGAGGAGCGAGUGACCCACCUCUCUCCUCCACGGGCCAGCACCCCCUCACUCGGUAAGGACUUUGGGUUUUACUCCAUGUGAAGGGUGGUCCUGGAAGGGUAUUGAGCAAGGGAGUAAGUCUUUUUGAUCUGAUUUUUAGAAAACAGCACUGGGGCUGUGGCGGACUACAGAGAAACACAUGUAAUUGUCUGCUUCUGAGUGUGUCUUCCCUCCUGGACUCAACUUCUGUGGGUGGAGACUGGAUUUCCUGGUCUGUUAUUUUCUGUAGACCAAACACCAUGCCUGAGCCUAAGGUGCCCAUUAAACAUGUGAUGAAUGAGUGCACAUGCACAAGGCACCCUUUGGGCCUUGAGAGUAGGGGGUCCCUGAGCCUCUGGGAUAGAGCCCCUUGCCCUCUUGACGUGAUCUAGAGCUGGCAGGGAGCGUCAUCGAGAUGGGGAUGUGGAAACAGACCGCCUAUCUCAUGGCGUCUGAUGAUGACGGAGCAGCCUGUGUCCUAGUGGCCACCAGUGAACUUCCAUAGAGUGGGAUCUUCUGAGAGAGACCCAUGCAGGAGGAGUUUGAGGUGCGUGUGCAUGAGUGUGUGCGUGUGUGUGCAUGUGUAUGUAGACAUGGGCUCUGCCCUUUCAGGACUGAAGCCGGCGGGGAGUGUGGAGCAAGGGGCUGCUGGGCCUCCUGCAUGCUGUGUGCACUCAGUGCGUCACUUGUUCCCGCUUCCUGAGGUUUUAGAGGACAGCAGGGUGGUGACGGGGCUAGAGGUAGGAGGGCUGGUGUCCCUUGUAAGCAGGGAGCUCUGACAACUGCUAGGGCUGGUCUUGGUGUGGGGCUUGGUUGGGCCACCAGGGCCACCUCUGCACAGAAGAAUGUUGAGUUCCAGCAGUAAAGUGUUUGGUUUUACCUCGGACAGUUAUACCCAGCAGUCAUUGUGUUUGACCCCUUCUUACGUUAUCUGUUAUGUCAGCUCCAAGAAGGAAACCAAGAAGCUUUUCUCUAAAGAGUUAAAUCUAAACAAGCUGGUUUUAAGAACUUAAAACCUGGAGCCAGGCUGAUCUAGGGCCGAAUUGGUUUCUUACAAGUUGCGUGAUCUUGGGCAAAUGACAUACUUUCUCGAAGCCUUCAUAACCCCAUCGUGGAAUGGGAGCAAAAUUGCUUUGACUUUAGGUUACUGUCAGGAGGAAGAAAGGCCAUAGUAUGUAUGAGAGAGCAGUACCACUCCUCACUCAGAGUGAGCUCUCAGAGAAUGUUAAUAACUUAGGAGUAUAAAAACUUCCUGGACCACUCUUCUCAUUCCUGACACACACGCAUGCACGCAUGCAUGCGCUGGCGCGUGAGCACUUAUUUUUAGAAGAAAAAAAGCUCUAUUCAAAGCAGACAAGGAGAGGCCUCAAGGUUGAGAGAGGGGCCCCCACGGCCCCAGGGAAGGGUCUCCAAAAGGAGGACAGAACAAAUGGUGGGCUAAGCUACUCUGAAUAGGAAACUGUCCAGAAUUCAGUUUUUGUUUACUUCCUGAAAAGGACAGGAAGAGGUGGUCAAGUACCUUCGUAGAAGGGUGGAGUCCAGUUGGCGGAAAUGGCUAAGGGUCUUUUUAAGCUCAUGAUGUCUGAUAUUCAACUAAGUUUUUGUAUUUUUGCUAUGAAAACUCCCUUUGUCUCUCCACAUCUUCAGUAAAGUGUGCUAUGUACA